CGGGAGGGAGGGAGCCAGGAGUUCUUCGCUAGGUGUGCGUGCGGCUGUUUGUGGCUCGGGAGGUUGUUCUGUGUCUGUCUUGGCCGUUCUCUUCUCACCGGGGAAGACCAGAGACUAGUUUGUAGGAAAACCAAAUAGAAGCCAUGUUUCGAAGACCUGUAUUACAGGUAUUUCACCAGUUUGUAAGACGUGAGUCUGAAAUAGCUAGCAGCUUGGUUCUUGAAAGAUCUCUGAACCGUGUGCAGCUGCUUGGGCGAGUGGGUCAGGACCCCGUCAUGAGACAGGUGGAAGGGAAAAACCCAGUCACGAUAUUUUCUCUAGCGACGAAUGAGAUGUGGCGGUCCGGGGAGAGUGAAGCCUACCAGAUGGGUGAUGUCAGUCAAAAGACAACAUGGCACAGAAUAUCAGUGUUCCGCCCAGGCCUCAGAGAUGUGGCAUAUCAGUAUGUGAAAAAGGGGUCCCGAAUUUAUGUAGAAGGGAAAGUAGACUAUGGUGAAUACACAGAUAAAAAUAACGUGAGGCGGCAAGCAACAACAAUCAUAGCUGUUAACAUUGGCUAAGGGGGUGUAAGCAGAAGUCAUUUGGUGGUGCUUCCAGGAAAGCUCCUUAAAUGAUUAACUCUGUUGGGAGGCUCAUCCUUUGUGCUUCUCCAGACCCUCACCUGGCUUUUUCUUGUCUGAAAUGUGGACAUGAUGGCUGAAUCUCCAGCAGCCAUCUUGGACCAUGAGAUGAUCUUCAGGAUGGAAGACAGAAGAAGCUGGGAUCUGCGAUGACCAUGUGGAACCACCAUACCAGUCCUGGACGGUGUAUCUCUGGAUUUCUUUGGGAGACACAAAUAAAUCUCUACCUUGUUUAAACCA
Molecule: messenger RNA, 860 nt
Organism: Leptonychotes weddellii (Weddell seal)
Lineage: Eukaryota; Metazoa; Chordata; Mammalia; Carnivora; Phocidae
Source: RefSeq, a predicted model, not a curated record